Molecule: messenger RNA, 750 nt
Organism: Nymphaea colorata (pocket water lily)
Lineage: Eukaryota; Viridiplantae; Streptophyta; Magnoliopsida; Nymphaeales; Nymphaeaceae
Exons: 2
Coding region: 213-584 (123 amino acids)
Biological process (GO): microtubule-based process
Cellular component (GO): dynein complex
Molecular function (GO): dynein intermediate chain binding; dynein light intermediate chain binding
Source: RefSeq, a predicted model, not a curated record
CGCACCAGGCAAGGCCGAGGAAAACCGUGCAAAGCGAAAGUAAAAAGAGAGACGGGCUAUAUUUUUCCAAGGGAAUUCCUGUCGUUCUCCAGGAGUCUAUUUUCUCAAAUUGUAUAUUUUCUUGAAUGGUACACGAGGAGGCCAUGGUUGAAGAAGACAGAGGGUUGGAAUUGGUCAGGGUGAGAGAGAGAAAUAUAUGGUGAGGUGAAACAAUGGAGAGAGCAGAACAAGAGCUAGAGAAGAGGAGCAAAUUCCUGAACUCCCUCAUACAGAAGAAGAAGGCAGGGGAGCAGCGGCUGCGUAACGUCAGACUGCGCGCUUCUGACAUGCCCACCCACCUCCAGAACCGAGCUUUCAGGUGUGCCAGGGAAAUGCUCGAUUCAAUGGAGAAGCUCGACAGCAAAUGCUUAGCCCUCGCCAUUAAAAGGGAAUUUGAUUCAUCAUGUGGUCCUGCUUGGCACUGCAUUGUGGGCACCAGCUUUGGUUCAUAUGUUACACAUACCACGGGAGGUUUCUUGUAUUUCUCUAUAGAUAAGGUUUACAUUCUUCUAUUUAAGACUGCUGUCGAACCCUUGGAUCAUUAACAGUUUGGUGUUUCAAUGUAGUAUGCCUUCAAGUUGAAGCACUUUGAGAACAUCCACGUGUUCAUGUACCAGGUGAGUGAUGAGGGCUACUUUUCUGCGUCAUGAAUUAAUUCUCUGACAAGUUUGGGUUUGAAAGUUAUUGGAAACCUGGUUUUGAGUGUUUGGA